Coprinopsis cinerea okayama7#130 is the source of this 2574-nucleotide messenger RNA. RefSeq lists its product as hypothetical. Bases 1 to 2574 code for a protein of 857 amino acids. NCBI's taxonomy places the organism in Eukaryota, Fungi, Basidiomycota, Agaricomycetes, Agaricales, Psathyrellaceae. The transcript is spliced from 12 exons. The record is from RefSeq and is a predicted model, not a curated record.
AUGUACCAAAAGUCACCUCAGGCGACUCUCUGUGUGCUUGGUCGGUGCUGGCAUGAUCCCGAGGACAUCCCCCCGCAGGCAGCUCUCGCCGACCCCCUUCUCAGACCGCUAAAACAAGGCGAAGUCGGAAUCUCGUAUAUAUCUCACCAUGAAGCACGCGAAAUCAUCGACGAAUCCGAAGUCGUACUCAUUGACCGCGGUUUGCGGCCUGGAGAUUAUUGCAAGCGCUCGGUCGACGAUCUCCGCUCUGGUGUAGUCACUGGCGUUAAGGUCAAGGCCCGAGUUGCCCAUGUCAUCAACGGCGUCCCAGUCGAUGGUUGGAAAACGACAGAAGAUCUCGUUGAAAAACAGGGUGCUGAAGUGGGGGACUAUGUUGUCUACGAGGAUUGGAUUGGCCAGGUCUUCGACGAGUCUAUCAUCGAGGUCGCAAACGGUCGAUUGGUACGACUUCCAGAACUCGGUUCACGAUUGGCUACUGGCGACGUAGGCACAGAUAUCUUACCCCCAGCACCAGUCGCCAACAAUGUCUCCAGUGCAAUCCGCUCUCUCUUCGGUGGACAGAACAAUGGUGUAGACAGGGUCAUCCACGCCAAGCACACCGGAUAUGCCGUCGCAUGGCUAGCGCUCAACCAGACUUUGGAUGUCGACGACGCCGCAAACCGUACAAGGCCCCCUCGCUUCUGGGUUGGUUCGGAUAUCAGCAAAUUGACUCUGGUUAGGGGCAAAGCGGACGCGGAAAUGAGGGUUGGGGACAGAGUCAACUUGAAGAAUACAGAGGACCUUCCAAUGACUGAGCACGGCAACGAGAAAGAGCCUGCCGGGAUAGUCCACGUUCAAACCUUCAAAGUCACUGACACCGAAACAACGAUUGACAUUUUGUGGCAGGACGGCGAGAAGGAGACGGUUAGGUCGGUCGAUGUGAUACCUUACGUCAGUCCAGAUGAAUACGAUUGCUGGCCGGGCGACCAUGUACUCUGGAAGGCUGAAGGUCAACAGCGCUUCGCCGUCGUACAAAGCGUCAACCCCGCAGAGAGGACAGCCAACCUCGUCUUCGAGGACAAGACUCAAGAGCUAGUUUCUGUCUUGGAGUUGGAUCCCAAUGGAAACACAGAUCCAUUCGCGAAUCAAGCCCCUCAUGAUGCGCUCGGGGUUCGAAGAGGUGACUUCGUUUUCAUCCAUCCUGAAGGGAAGACGAAUGGGAUGACGCCUCCUAAGGUGCCGCAUAUCGGUGAAUUAGAACCGUGGGUUCGCGAAAUACCCAUCAUGGACGGCCAAUACGUUGGCUGGAGGAAGGAUUUCGCUAAGCUGGGGAAUGCGGCUGCAGCCGCACGAGCCUCGUCUGAACUGUUUGACUCGUCAAUCAAACGUCCUGUGAAAGGGGACGAAAGCCUUUAUUGGAUUGGAGAAGUGUCAGAUCUCAGGUUGGAUGGCACAGUCGAGGUGACACAUCCUGAUUGGACGACACGGAUUUACCCCCUCGAACGACUUACCCGCCUUUAUGAUGGAAUGGACCAGCUGGAAGAUGAUCCUUGGGCAGACUCGAUGAGUAUGGAAGAUGAAUAUGAAGCAGGAUACGAGGCAGGGUAUGGGCCCGCGUAUGGGGACUAUUACGUCGACGAGUUAGGAGGCGAGUGGACAGUGGAUGAAGAAGGCCAGUGGCAAGAGGAGGGCGAGUUCGAGCAUGAUCAUUGGGAACACGACGGGGUCGUUGAAGGAGGUCAUUUUCACCCUUGCACUUGUCGGCACCAUCCAGAAGACGGCGAGUCACAAGAAAUGGACUCGCCCGAACCUGAAAGCAUUGCAAGGCGCCCGCCACCCGAGUUGGAAACAUCGCUUUUACCGACACCUGAUUCCUUCGAGAAGCAAAACACCCCAAGCCCUUCGGAUAUUGCUCUUCCUCCAUUGGAGGAGGGCUCAGUUCAGUCACCUUCUGUCAGCGUGACGGCCAACAUUCCAAAGGAAGCCGAGGAGUGGAAGCGAUUCGAUAUCCUAGAAUCUGCGCCCGCAGACCACGCAUUCUAUUCUACUACCCCAGCGCAGCCCUCCAAAACGUUCUUGGGUCGACUGUCGAAGGAAUACAAAGCCCUUUCAUCCAGCCUACCUGAUUCGAUCAUCGUUCGAGCCUACGAAGACCGCGCAGAUCUUCUCCGUUCUUUAAUCAUCGGCCCUGAAAAUACGCCGUAUCAGGAUGCUCCGUUCGUAAUCGAUUGGAUGCUCGAUUCCAACUUCCCUCACAUAAACCCUAACCUGUACGAGGAUGGCAAAGUUUGCUUGUCUAUUUUAGGGACUUGGGUCGGGGAUCAGAGUGAAACAUGGAGUGCCGCCCGUUCCUCCCUCCUUCAAGCGUUUGUUUCAAUUCAGGGCCUCGUCUUAGUGAAGGAGCCGUGGUUCUGCGAGCCAGCGUAUGACAAACUGCGCGGCACCGAAGAGGGUAUUGUGAAUAGGUGCGCAUUUAUUCCUACCCCAUUGCCGAAGUUCUCACUCGCCUCUACAGCCGACUCUACAACGAGAAGGCAUACGUCCUAUCGCGAGGUUUCAUUCGUCGUGCGCUCGAGAUCCUCCCCGGAAGUCUAG